Biomphalaria glabrata is the source of this 4809-nucleotide messenger RNA. Its product is annotated as GMP reductase 2-like. Gene Ontology annotation, molecular function: GMP reductase activity. The record is from RefSeq and is a predicted model, not a curated record. Gene Ontology annotation, cellular component: GMP reductase complex. Bases 144 to 1199 code for a protein of 351 amino acids. Lineage: Eukaryota; Metazoa; Mollusca; Gastropoda; Planorbidae. Gene Ontology annotation, biological process: nucleotide metabolic process. The transcript has 8 exons.
GGAUUGCAAUCUCAGUUGGCAAGUUCUACAAGGGAGAUCAUCAGGUGUUGUUCCUACAUCAAAAUAAAAAAUUAUAAAGCUUAGCGAGUUUAUAUCGAGAUUUAGAGUGAGUGGUUGCCAGAAUCAGAUUGUAAUUGAGCAAAAUGCCUCAUAUAGAUAAUGAUAUCAAGUUAGACUUUAAAGAUGUACUAGUCAGACCAAAACGGAGCACUUUAAAAAGCAGAGCAGAUGUUGACCUCACACGAUCAUUUAUAUUUCGAAAUUCUAAAAAAACAUACACUGGCAUUCCUGUUAUUGCAGCCAACAUGGACACUGUUGGAACAUUUGAAAUGGCCAAACAAAUGGCCAAGCACCUAAUGUUUACAACAAUACACAAACAUUAUAGCUUAGAUGAAUGGAAAGAUUUUGCAGCUAAGAAUCCAGACAUUCUUGGACAUGUCGCAGCAAGUUCUGGCAUUGGAGAAGGAGAUCUGGAAAAACUGAGUGCUAUCUUGGAGGCUAUUCCUAAUAUAACUUACAUCUGUAUUGACGUGGCUAAUGGUUACUCUGAACAUUUUGUGCAAUUUGUGCGUGACGUCAGGAAAAAAUAUCCAGAACACACCAUUAUGGCAGGUAAUGUUGUCACUGGUGAAAUGGUUGAAGAGCUUCUCUUGUCUGGCGCUGACAUUAUUAAAGUGGGCAUUGGGCCAGGCUCAGUGUGUACAACUCGCAAGAAGACUGGUGUUGGUUAUCCUCAGCUAAGUGCAGUUAUUGAAUGUGCUGAUGCUGCUCAUGGACUUGAGGGACAUAUCAUCUCAGAUGGUGGCUGCACUUGUCCUGGGGAUGUGUCUAAGGCUUUUGGUGCCGGAGCAGACUUUGUGAUGCUGGGAGGGAUGUUGGCUGGCCACACAGAGUCAGGGGGAGAAAUCAUUGAAAAAGAUGGAAAGAAGUACAAACUGUUUUAUGGUAUGAGCUCUGCGACAGCCAUGAAGAAACAUUCUGGAGGUGUAGCAGAAUAUAGAGCCUCAGAAGGUAAAACAGUUACCAUCCCAUACCGCGGUGAUGUGGAGGUCACGAUUCAAGACAUCCUUGGAGGUGUCCGUUCGACUUGCACAUAUGUCGGAGCUUCAAAGUUGAAAGAAUUGAGCAGGAGAACAACUUUUAUCCGGGUCACCCAACAAUUAAACGAAGUCUUUACCCCAAUCACUACAGAGCAUUAGCAUUGAGCUUUUUUUUUUUUUCCCCUUUUGAUUUGUUUGUUUUCUUCUCAUUAACCAGAUUUUAAAAAAUUGUGACCCAAAUAUUAAACUAGAAAUGUAACUUUAUUAGGAAAUUUUUUUUAAAUUAAGAAAAGGUAACUAAGUCAUAUUUUCAACAUAUGUAAAUAAAGGGCUGAUCUGAGAUUAACUUUUAAAGAAAUGAUUAAAUUGUAUGUAAUAAGCUCAUUGCAUAUUCACAAUUAUAUCCAUUGAAAUGAUGAUCUAUAUAAAGCGUAGUAAGUAAUAUAUUUACAUGUAAGCAUAUACAUUGUUGAACAAAAGAAAAUAUUUGUUGACUCAAAUCCAUGAUCAAAGUGAUCGUAAUUAGUGAUCAAAUUAUUUGUAGUUUAGCAUAUUAUACUAUUUACUAAUGUUUGUACUGGUGAACUGGAUCUUCUUAGGCCUAGUGUCUGGACCUAUGUCCCGUAAAUCACCAGCAUUCUACAGAAUGUUUGGAAGUCAAUACGUCUUUUUUUUUCACAUUCUUAAAUUGAUUGAUCUACAGCUUUGCUUCCAGGAGGCACAAUAUAUUGACCUUGAGUUUGCUUUAUGUGUGUGUUUGUGUGUGUUUACAGCUCACUUAGUGUGAUUCCAAACUGUAUCAAUGUUUGCUCCAUGUGCCAUAAUAUUAUAUAUGACAUCUCCGGUUAUACAUUUUUACCCAUUUUUUUUUUAUAUUGAUUGAUAAAUCUUUAUUUUUUUUAUUUUUUCAAUGUCUCUUAUUACAUAAAACUUAACAUUUGAAAACCUUUUUUUUUCUAUUGUAUAUCUUGCUUACACUGCUUUGAUAGUCAUUCAAUUUUUUUUAGACUGAUAUUUUUUAGCGGCCCCCAAAAGGGGAAAAGACGCUAUUAUUUUUGUGUGGCCUGUCUGUCGGUCCGUCCCAUUUAGAUCUCAGAAACUAGAAGAGAAAAUGAAAAUUGGACAUCAUGAUAUUUUAGAUCUAUCAAAGUUCUGAUGCAACGCCUACACCAUUAGUACUAGAUCUAGACUUACAGUUAGAGACUUAGAUCUAUUUCUAGUUCUAGGCUUAGAUCUAGUUCUAGUUUGUAUGACAAAUACAAUGGAGAUAUUAAUUUUUAUUUGCGAGGGGAAAGUCUUGUCGUUUGUACACAAUUAUAGCUUAAACUACGUCAAGAAUUUUAUAUUUUUUUCGUGCUGCCAAUUUAUCUAAUUUUGUUAGAAGAAUAAAUCUUUUUUAGUUUCUCUUUAUUACAUGUAACAUGUUAUUAAUUUUGAAUGUAUAGAUAAGGUUAAUAAUUAUUAUUUUAAAAAAUAUAAGUGUACGCUAAAUGAAUGGAGAUGCUGUGACUGAGGGGUAAAGCACUUGGAACCGGAAGUCCCAUGUUCGAAUCGUGGUGAAGAAUCUAGGUGGACGACUUCGGGGGUCGAUUUUGAGUUUGUGUUUCCACGCAAGCUGUCUUUGUAACCUUGUUUUAUGUUAUAUGACUAUAAAUAAUUUGUAGCAUUUAGGUCAUAGGCAUUAUUUUCAGAUUACUUUCAAUGUACCAUAACAUUCUGCCAGGGUAUUUCAAACAUUGUGUUCAUUUUGAGUUUUACAAAUAUAUAUAUUAGUUCUAAUGAUAGCCUAUAUCUUAUUAUUUUGUGGGGUUUUUUUGUAGUCCUUGUUUGCUUGGUUCAAUCAAUAGUAUUACAACAGUAUUAUAUUUGAUUUGUUUAGUCUGUAGACUAGCACAUAUUUCUCCUAUUAACUGUUAGACUGUAAGACAGUUUACAAGCACAAUCAAGCAGAAGAGUUUUUUUUUUCUCUCUAUUAAUAAUCCUAUUUUUCUUCUCAGGCUUUCUUUGCAUGUCUUCUGGUUUUAAAGCUCACUUUCAUUGGGUGCAAAACCAAACUCCACAGAAUUUAUAAGUUUGCAAGUGUUUUAAUGAUUUGUGUUAAGCUAUGGCCAUUUUUUCUCAUGAAAACUUAUCACUGAUUCAGAUCAGGGUAACCACUUUUUCUAAAACUUUUUUUCUCUCUAAGUGAUUAGUUCAGAUUCUGAUAGUUCUAUCCUUUCUAUUGAUCUCCACAAAUAUCUGAACAGAUUCACAAGCUUGUUGAGAUGUACAUUAAAUGUGUCACAUGCUAAUCAAAAAGAAUACAAUAGACUUACAACUAUAUGCAAGCAGAAAUUGAAGUUAAAAAUGUCACUCAAAUCAUGAAAACUCACCACUCUUCUGUACAUUGAAACCAAUUUUCUUUCAAAUUGUCGGAAUAUAUCUUUAAGUCCUUUCAACUCCCAGAUUAGCAUAAAGAUACGACAUUAUUACACCAUCAGACUCUGUUCCGGGCUGUUCCCCUUCAGUUGAGUCCAUCUUUGUUUCUAGGUCUACCAAUCCCCCUCCAUAUUUGUUUUAGUUUCCAAGGCUUUCUCUUCCCUUAUGGGUUCUAGACUAGAGCUUGUUUUGCAAUUUGUUCCUGCUGUUCUUUGCAUCGUCUGCUCAAUCCAGCCCCAUUAGUGUCAUUCAUUUCAUGCUGUAUUGUUGUUUGCUGUUUGGCUGUAGUUUGAUAUUCGAAAAUGUACUUUUCAGUAACCAUCUUUACUAAUACAUUUUAUUAAGGAAGAUAUCAGUUUGUGUAAUGUAUCUGACUUAUCUGUAGUCUAUUCUUUGAAAUAUUUAUUAGGACCAGAUGGACCGUUGCUCUAUUAUUAUUAUAGUUCCUAAGUUGGCCAUUUUCAGUCAUAACAUGACAAUGAUUCAUCUUUGCAAAUUGUUUGAACUUAGAUAUAUUUAUAUGUUUCUUUAAUGAAAUCACACUCAUCCUUAAUCUUUGGAAUCAAAGACAAUGCUUAUUGUUAUAGAAUUGUUAAGACUUUGUCAAAAUGCUUUUAAAAUCAGUUUGAAGUUACCAUCUGAGAGUGUUGAAGCAAUUUGAGGGUUAAUAAAAGUAGAACUUUUUUUUUGUCUCUGGUAAGAAUGUAUCACCUUUUUUUUAACUAACCUUCUUAUACUGUAUAAAUAAUUUAAUAUCACAACUGCAGAUAUUUCAUUCCCAUAGUGUAGGAAAAUGUUCAUAAAGCUAAACUUGGUGUAUGUUUCUUAGUGGAAUGUUUCUCUUUGUUUUCAUUACAUGGAUUUAUAAACAAGAACUUAAUGAUUUUUUUUUGUGUCAAGAUUUUAAUACCUUGCUCAUACGUCAUAUCCACACAUUGAGAUCUUUGACCCUGUGAGGUGAAUUGUUUUCUUAGAAAUUUAUUUCUGUUUUUGUACUGUAGUCAGUUUGCUUGAUGUUUUAAGACUUUUUUUCUUAGGUCAUUUUUUUUUUUAUUGUAUGUUCAUGUGAACACAAAAACCAACUGAAAAGUGAAACAAUGUUUAGAAAAUAAAUAUUGACACAGCAUUUUUAAGUCUCAUUGACAGUGUUUUUCUAAAAGACAUUCUACCAUUGCUACACAAAUUAUAUAUUUGAACUUUGUAUUAUUUAAUCUACUGGCAAUUGGUUUAAUCUACUAGCACUUUACUUACUACAGAAAAUGUUUGAGAUUGUCAAGACGAAAUGUAAAGGUUGUUUAUGGUUUUGCAGUGUCUUCCCUUUGUUGUUGGAAAUAAACUGUUAGAAACUCAA